Blumeria graminis f. sp. triticale is the source of this 420-nucleotide messenger RNA. The record is from the annotation of a GenBank genome assembly. Lineage: Eukaryota; Fungi; Ascomycota; Leotiomycetes; Helotiales; Erysiphaceae.
AUGAAGUUUUCCAUCAUCAGCGGCGCCUCCACACUCUUCUGCAUCUUAGCGCCAGUGAAAGCUUUUGUAAUACCGCCAGUGCGAGCUCUAUUACCAGUUCUAUUACCAGUGCCUGACCCGAACCGAGAAUUCAGAUUCCACUGCCCAAAUGGUCCCAUAUACUCAAAAGCUCAACUCAUGGAUAUUGUUCUGUCGGCCAGGGCAGUUAUGCAGACCGAUAGAACAGAUGAUCUAUAUCCUUUUGUGUUCACUUCUUUACACUACAGCAUUCCCGGAGAACUAUGGUAUUAUCCUAUGGAAGAGGGCCCAGGUCCGCAUGAUUUUGUUAUAUUCAACACACAAGCUCGAAUAGUGGGCGCAGUCAGCCGCACUCAUCAUGGAAAUGGCCCCGACAUCGUUGAACAUUGUCAAUUCGUGUAA